Molecule: messenger RNA, 3475 nt
Organism: Pseudophryne corroboree (corroboree frog)
Lineage: Eukaryota; Metazoa; Chordata; Amphibia; Anura; Myobatrachidae
Exons: 22
Coding region: 177-3221 (1014 amino acids)
Cellular component (GO): nucleus
Source: RefSeq, a predicted model, not a curated record
UGAGACUUUCCAUAGCCCAUCCCACAGGCAUAGCCACUGCCCCGGCAGCUCCAUCACUGUGACAGUGCGAUUCGAAACUGAAAGUGUCUGCAGCAGCGCCGUAAACAGAACUUGGCGUUUCUCACUGGUGAGACGGGACAGCUAUCGCAGCGACUUGUGUGCGACUCUGCUGGCCCAUGUCCUCCGCGGGGGUCUGCGCUUUCUGCCGCCAGCGUCAUGCAAACGCAAGGACCGGGCAGAUGCUGAGGACGGCUGACGGCGAGAUCACGGCCCACUACAACUGCACGCUCUUCUCACCUAAAGUGGUUUCAGCAAAGUCAGACUCGGAAGAUGACUUCGGAGGAUUUGAUAUUGAAACUGUGAAAAAGGAGAUAAAAAGGGCAAACAAACUGAAAUGUUCUCAUUGCAACAAAAAUGGAGCGUCUGUUGGCUGUGAUAUAGGAAGAUGCAAAAAAUCCUAUCACUAUGAAUGUGUAGAAGAUGCAGAUGGUAAAUGCAUUGAAAAUUCUAAAAAACAAAUAUAUAUUGCUUUUUGUGCAGAGCAUAAGGAACAAGCGAAGGCUGCAAACAACAGCCAAUUGGAUGAAGACUCUGACACUAGUGAACAAUCCGGCACACCUGAGGAAUUUCACAGAGAAACGGGGCAGAAAACCAUAAAGAAAACCAUAAAGAAAUACAAAGAAAGGAAAUAUGGAAAGACCAAUUCGGGAAGAAUAACAAAGCAAACGAAACAGAUGGGCAGAAUAAGGUCAUAUAAUGUGAAGAGGCACAAGAAACUCAUUAAUAGACAUUUCAAAUUAACAGAGCUACCGCCCGAGCAGCCGGGCGUACAAGAAGUGCCGUCAGAGGACCCGGCGGCCGGGACAAUGGCGGGGAUGCACUGGGAGAGGAAGAAAAUGAAAACAGAAUAUAGUGCUGGAGUCAUGCAGGAUGUCAAAAGGAGGAAACAGUCAGAUACUGUCCUGGCAAAUUAUUCAGCAGUUACACAAAUGACAGAUGAUGAGGAAGUACCUGGAACAUCUGCAUCCGCUCGACAGAGGGUGCUGAGAAGCGAUUCUGAUUCUGAUGAUUCAGAUCUACCCGUUUUUGAUGGCUGCAAUAUCUCACAGAGCCAAAAGACACCCGAGAAACGCUGUGAUGAGUCUAUCACGAGUCAGUCUUCUCAACAAAUAAAAGAAGGCCUCCAUCAAUCUCCUUAUAGAUGCCCAUCUAGAAGUAGUUCGGAAUCUAGUGAAUCCUUAUUGAGUCCAAAAAGAUUUGAGACUUAUGUCCUCAGUGGACUUCCAGAAAAGGACAGGAAGCAAAUAUCAGAGAGAAGCACUGAUCUGCAGAAAGAAGACAUGGAAGAAGACGAUAAAAUGACUGGAAAUACAGUAGUCACAGACGAAGCACCGUCUUUUGAUCCGUUAUUAGAAAUGAGUCCAGAGGAGCAGCCUGCUACUAAUGUUCCUGUCGACACAGUCAUUUCAAGUCCUUCAAGAACGUCUCCUGUAAUAAAACAGUGCUUAGAAGAGCAAACUGUUGGCUGUUCAGUUAAAGAGACUAUUGCCUUUCGUAAUAUAAGAGAAAAACAAGAAAAAAUAAAAAUUCUUUCACGUCUGAGAAGAAGAUUAAUCACACGGCCCCCAAACACCACUAAUACAAAUGGCAGAUCCCAUAUGAGUUCACUUGAUGGAUCCACAAGUGCUGAUCAUUAUUUAGAUGGACCAGCUGUACAGUCUAUAGAUUAUUGUGAUGGUAACGAGUCAACAGCACAACCAAUAAUCUCUAUCAGUGGUAAAGAUAGGCCAGCCACACAACCUAUAGAUUCUUCAUAUAGUGAAAAUACGUAUGUGGCACAGCUUGUAGGUUCUUUUGAUGGUGAAGAUAUACCGGUGAUAAAGCCGGAGAACUUUUUUAAUAAGUCAUCACAUACAGAACCUAUGGGCUACAUCAACUAUAAUAGCUCAACCGAUGAAAAGGCUGGGGUUUAUCCUAAUGUUUUCACACCUUUUGCUGUACAGCUGAUACGCCAAUUGACGCUUUUAAAUGAACAAUCAACUAAGAUCUCCAAUACACAAGUCAUAUCAGAAAGAUAUCCAUCAGCCUCUCCUCUUGCACAAGACGUAUAUGGUGGCACAUCAGGAACAAGUCUAUCAGUCUCUCCUCUUGCACAGUAUGGACAUGUCGGCAUAUCAGGAACAUAUGCUUCAGUUUCUCCUGUUGCACAAUAUGGACUUUUGGGUACAUCAGGAACCUGCCCAUCAGUCUCUCCUCUAGCACAAGAUGUAUGUGGUGCCACAUCAGAAACAUAUCCAUCAGUCUCUCUUCUUGCAAAAGAUGUAGGUGGUGGCACAUCGGGAACAUGUCCAUCAUUCACUCCUCUUGCACAAGACGUAUAUAGUGGCACAUCAGAAACAUAUCCAUCAGUCUCUCCUCUUGCACAAGAUGUAUAUGGUGACACAUCAGGAACAGGUCCAUUAGUCACUUCCCUUGCACAAGAUGUACAUGUUGGCACAUCAAGAACAUGCCCAUCAGUCUCUCCUCUUGCACAAAACAUAUAUGGUGUUGCAUCAGGAACAUGCCUGUUAGUCUCUCCUAUUGCCCAAGAUGUACAUGUUGAACAACCAACCACAAGUCUCAAUGGCAUAGAUGACACAUCUUUGGAAGAUCUACCUCAAGCUUUUACAUGUCCUGAUGUCAGUGCACCAGAAACAGAUAAAGAAGCACGACUUUCAUAUUUUCUCAGUCCAGAGACGAUAUCAGAUAUGUCAGCAAAACUUGUAACAGGGGCUCUUGCUAAGAAGUUCAACUUCAGCAACAUUGCAAUGCAGAUUAAAAGUCCCUUAAGGUCUGCCAAAAGUGCUCUGUCACACAGCAAAGACGAUCAAGUCACAUCUGAAAACUCUCCAAGACCUGGUCCUUCUUCUGAAGCGACUCAGAAAUAUUUGAAUGAAGUGGAUGAAAAGCAAAGCAGCUCAGGCUUGAAGCAGUGCGAUAAUCACUGUCCCUGUUACAGCAGACUGGAGCAUAAGGUAGACAGUCUCCUCCAAGGACAGGUGAGACUGAUGGCACUCUUAGAGGAGCAACAUAGGAAAGUCAACCUAUUGAUUGAGACUGUGACGACAACACCUGAUUCUGUAGAGAGGUCCUUCCCUUCACCUCCUCUAUCGACAUCCAGCUUUCCAGGGACUCAGCCACUAGAUGAUCAUAAUUACUCUUCCAUGCAGCCUCCAACUUGAGCCCAAUUUAUGCGCAGGACUUCGUCAAGCAGUGCACAAUGAACAUUAAUAGUUAUUAAGUUUGUAAAUGUUUUUCCAACUAUUUAUAUAUUUGUAUGGAUUAAAUUGUUUCCAAGUUUUAUAAGUGAUUUUAUAGUUUUAUUUUUGUUGCAUUUAAUAUAAUGGAAUCUAUUUGCAUAUUUCUCAUUUGAACUAGAUAAACUAAAUUUGUUACUUUUACAUGUAUAUAAAAUAAAUAUUUUGUGUUGAUAACA